AAUAGGGUACGUCAAAGCAAUUAGCCCUCUCCUAGAUCUCGUACGACUUUUAUGUUUUCACGUCUAUCCCAGACGGAGUUGAUUUUUCCAGGAUGCGUCUCUGUGCAUUCUUCUAUCACUUGUACAUAUAGGUGAACAGUUGAGAGCCUGGUCCAUAGUUAACAUUAUGCAAAGUCUUCGGGAGUGUAGUGGAGAAGCUGCCCAGGCUGUAGUCCAGAAUCCUGGGAGCAAUUGUAAACAUGUUGCAGCCUUGAUUAUGACAUUGGUAUCAACUAGUGUGCAAUAAACACUUGUUCAACACAAUGGCCUUGAGACCAGCUAAUGCACCAGUAAAUUCUUCAGCUUAUAGAAGAUACACGCCCUCUAUGAUGGAAUCAUCAUGUUCCCACACUUCCUGUAAUAUAUACGACGGAGCUAAUAGAGUCUUCGAAAUAAAUGAACGUAAGACUGAUGGCGCUGCCAGCGUUGUUGACAAAGGCGGUCACUCGCGGAGCACUGGGCGACAACAGAUAGAUGACAUCGAAAGAGAAGACUUCGACGAGGAGAAUAGGAUCAUAAAUCAGUGCUCUAGCAUGAUAGUGGACGGAAAGCUGGCGGCUGCCUCCCACUACUCUGGAAACUUAUCGAGUGCCAACUCGAGUUUAGCGUCCAGUUCCGAGACAAUAUCGACUUUAUCAAACAUUAUCACUAACUACAGUCUUCCAGGAUGUAGCAAAGACUGCGAAGAUAGUAAUACUACCAUAAAGAAUAUGAUAAGUAGGAAAUGUGACGAUCCACAGACUGACGAGAACAAUCCCGAUUUUAUGCAGAAAUUGUUGAUCAGUGGAGUGCAAGAUAAUGUGGAUUUUCCUAAAGGGAAGAUGUAUAAAGUAGAUCAGGAGGGUUACUGUGAAAACGACGGUGAAGGCUGUGAUAUAGAGAGGGUGGGAGGUCCAGCGGGAAGGACUAGUUCAAACGCUUCGAGUAUUGGCAGUGCCAGUUCGGAUAGCACGAAGGAUUUUAACGUACCGUCUACCUCAAAUGCUGAAAGACUGCUCGGAAUCGAGGAUAGGAGCCUGGAGGACAGAAGAAAUGACCCGAUACACUCUAAAGCAUCGCAAUAUUUGUUGCGUUUCUGCGAUGGCACCGAUGAUUCUGAUGAAGAAGGAACUGAAGAGUCUUGGUGUACUUGUCUUUCGUCGCACGAGGAUGACGACGACGAAGACGAACCUGAACAAGAAUCGGACAGGCUUUGGAGGAAGCGACGUUACGAGCCGUCUCCGCCGCAUACGAGCAAAAGGUUUUGUGCGGACAGUCCCCCGGGGCAGGAACGGCAGCUCGUCCCGGGCGGCAGCGGUCAGGGAACCAGCCUGGGUAAUCCCGAGAUGAAACAGUGGCUCAAUAGAUUCCAAUCGUGGACGAACGCCGAAAGGAUACAAGCCAUUGACGCGUUGAUCAGUCGUUGUGCGGCCAGCCAAGUACGGCACAUGAUGAAGGCGAUCGAGCCACUUUUUCAACGGGAUUUCAUCUCGCUCCUGCCCAAGGAACUGGCCCUUACCGUUUUAGGGUACCUGCAGCCGAUGGACUUGCUGAGAGCCGCCCAAACUUGCCGAUACUGGAGGUUCCUAGCUGAUGAUAACCUGCUCUGGAAGGAGCAGUGCCGUCGCAUUGGUAUCACCACUCUGAAGAAGACUCCUCGUUCGCUUCCCCGAUGCGCGAGUCCGUGGAAGGCGGCUUACAUGCGCCAGUAUCUGAUAGAGGACAACUGGCUUCACAAGCCGGUCAGCAACCCUAUUGUGAUGCGGGGCCAUGAUGAUUACGUCAUAACUUGCCUCCAGUUCUACGGGAAUCGUAUCCUGAGCGGGAGUGACGAUGCCACUUUGAAGGUCUGGUCGGCUAUAACUGGCAAGUGUCUCCGUACUCUAGUGGGUCACUCGGGCGGGGUGUGGUCGUCGCAAAUGAUCGGUGACUUGGUGAUCAGCGGCUCGACCGAUCGAACCCUGCGCGUUUGGAACGCUAAGAGCGGACAGUGCUUGAAGGUGCUCGCCGGUCACACGUCCACCGUACGUUGUAUGCAUCUGCAUCAGAACAAGGUCGUGUCCGGUUCCCGGGACGCCACACUCCGCGUGUGGUCGAUACCGGACGGCCGCUGCCUGAGGGUUCUGGUCGGACAUCUGGCUGCCGUACGUUGCGUACAGUACGACGGUAAGGUGGUCGUGUCCGGCGCGUACGAUUACUUCGUCAAAGUAUGGAAUCCUGAGACCGGUGAAUGUCUACACACACUGGCUGGACACACUAACAGGGUGUACAGUUUGCAGUUUGACGGUAACCAUGUCGUGAGCGGAUCCCUGGAUACUUCUAUCCGGGUUUGGGACGUGGAAUCCGGUCAGCUGAAACACACGCUCAUCGGUCAUCAGUCCCUUACUUCUGGCAUGGAGCUGCAGUCCAAUAUCCUUGUCUCCGGCAAUGCUGAUUCUACAGUUAAAGUGUGGGAUAUCACGACGGGACAGUGUCUGCAUACCCUUGCCGGUACGAACAAACACCAAUCGGCCGUCACUUGCCUUCAGUCGUCGAAUCGCUUCGUGAUCACGUCCUCCGACGACGGCACCGUCAAGCUGUGGGACGUUCGAACCGGCGAGUUCAUACGGAACCUCGUCGAAUUGUCAUCGGGCGGCUCCGGAGGCGUAGUCUGGCGCAUCAAGGCGUCCGCGACCAAACUCAUAUGCGCGGUCGGCUCUCGUAACGGAACCGAGGAGACGAAACUCCUGGUGCUCGACUUCGACGUGCCCGGGGCCUGCCGCAAGUGCGACGAAUAGCAUCGACUGAAUCAGCGUCGUAUUAGGCGCUACGCCAACUUGUACGCCCCCUGGCACUGCUGAUUUGACCUCCCCCCAACCCCCCUCGACACGCGCACGAUCAAGCAUUAAUCAAAGACAUUUACCAAAUAGAAAAUUAGUGCCCGCUUCUGUUAUGUCCUUCGUGUUCAAUGGUGAUUUGUUAUGAUCCUGAAUAUCCGUACUUAUACUAACUAGCUGCUUCGUGUCUUGCUAAUUAAACGUGAAAAAUCAAAUAUGAACUUAUUAGAAACAUAAAAGAUUAUUAAAAAAACAAUGGACUCCGUUAUCCUAAAAUAUGUAAUAAUAGAUAAAAAUAAAUAAAAUAUAUUGUAGCAAUACAACUAACGUAUCGAUAUUUUACGAAAUGACACCCUGUAAUAUCAUAUCAUCAACAGAUACUGUUUUUACUAAAUACCGGAACAUUCUAUUUUCCAUACAGCGUACGGCAAUGAAAAGAAAAUUUAAGAAAUGAGAAGAAAAUUUAAACACAUUAAAUUUCUAUUAUUGAGUCUAGCAAUCGUAAUAAACUUUAAAAUCUCAAAUUUAAUUUUAUAAAACAUCUAUCCAAUUUGGUUAGAUACGUUAAAGCUGACAUUAGACUGACUAAAAUUUUUUUUUUUAAAUCUUAAUACAGACGCUGUAGUUAUAAAUGUAAUAUCAUAAAUAUAUUGUCAGAAAUUUUCCACAUCCAUCAAUAAUCGAUUAAUGCAUUCUCAUUAUCUUCAGCACUUAACACUAUUCUUGGUAAAGAUAAAUAAUAAACAACUGUUUCAGAAUUUGAACUUCCAUGAUCUCUUGUAGUACUCAUUAUUUAUAGUCUAGAUUCUAGAUAUUAUUGGGAUCCCUCCAUUGAUUGGUACUCCGAGCAAAACAUUCGGAAUAUAAGUUUAUAAUAGUUUUUGUUAUUUUAUAUUAUUAUUAUAAUUCUAUUUAUACUAAAAAUACAAAUGUAUAUCAGCUAUGCGAAAUUUGUGUUGUAGAGAAAGUUGAAUAAAAAAUAAAUUAUCUAUUACAUUACUGCCAUUAAGAGGAUUGCCAAUCAAUAAUUGUAUAGUUUACCCUAACGCAAUGUAAAAAGAGUCGAAUCCGGAAAAUAUGCAGGACACGAAACUGUCAUCGGACACGAGGGCCUCCUUUGAAACUGUAGCGUCGUUUACGGACAAACGAAUCGUCCACGUACGUAUACGUACGCACAUGCACGUGUACGUAUGCACAUGUACGUAUAAGUACGCACAUGUACGUGUAAGUACACACACGUACGUGUAUAUAGGCACAUGUACGUACGUGGUCUAUGUCUCGUCUCAAUGUACCGUCUCGUCGCUCACUUGUGUUCUAACUGAAUAAUUAAUAGAAAUGUUCACAUGAAUCACCAUAUCGUGAACACUGUUCAUUCUGAAUGCGAGUGAAGAUUGAAUGUGAGCCGUUUGUAUUCUUAAUUUGUGAAAUUAACUAUUUAAAUGUUAAAUGUCUGAUAGUUUUCGGAGAACAAAAAAAAUAUGUAUUGCACACGUCGCGUUUUUGUUGUACUUUUUAAUGUUUAUUGUAACGGUGAGUGUUUGAAUGUUGCUAUUAUUCGAUUGAAUUGGCUUUAAUGUUGAAUGUUACUUGAAAUUUUAUACAUAUCUAAUUGAUUUCCUUACAGUAUAAGGGUAUGCUUCUAAAAGUACAAAGAAAAACGAUAGCAAUAUCUGUCAAUUUCUGUUUUUUUAAAAGCUUCUUUACGGCUUUAGAAUGUUAAAAGUAUUUUAAAUGUUUAUUAUUCCAUAUAUAAAGACGCUAGUUUGCAAGCUAAUGCAAUAUUGUAACGUUAGUGCCCAUUUAUAUACAAGUUAGUUUUAUAGUAACGUUAUCUCAAUAAAAACGCUUCGUGUGACCUUUUUAGAAUUUAAUGUUAAACAUCCUAUGUAAGUGUACAAAUAUUCUAAAUAAUGGAUUUAAUAAUAUUCUAAAAUGCUUGAUCGUAAUAUCGAUCUCUAGUGCAACGAACAGGCUACAGGCAGGGGUUGGUUCUUGUCGAAAUUGUACACUUGACGUGCAAAUAAUCGAUCACAUAAAAUUAUAUUGAGAACAUCCGAUCGCCCUUCUAUAUCGAUUAUGUUGGUCGCGAGUGUACCCUUAGUGGAUGUAACUACCCACCGGGACUUUACUAAGAGGUAAAUGGACAGUUUUAAAUAAUAAUAUAAUAAAUAUAUAAUAUGUUCAGAGUAACUCAUGUGUACACAAUAUAUAGUAUUCACUACAUUCGAUUACAGUACAUGCCAUUAUGUGUAAAAAGCGUUUAAUUCGAAAAAAGAAAAAUAUGUUGGUUAUGUUAAAAUGUCGCUGCAAUCGCUUUAGUUUUAUUUUAUCAGUAUCUUUCGAAUAUACAAAAGCGAAAACAAUAGAAAAAACGGUUUAUUUUUUAAGAAAUCUUUCAUUUGGUUAUACCUUCGAUUGAUUGCCUUAGUUAAAUUAUUAUAAGAUUUCAACUCUGCAAAUCGUUUCACUGUUUGGUAACAAUUUACAGUUUUAUUAUAAAUUCUUGUGAACACGUCAUUUUUUUGGUGUCAUUGCGUGUGUCAGCUAAUCUUUCGUGUAUUUUCUAACAAUAUGAAUGAAUUGAGUUUUGUAAGUUAAAGAAAGUAACAUUGACGAAUACAUAUGUCCUUUUAAUAAAUGACGAAGGAAAAUUUUAAUUAAAAAUUUGUGUAUUUUUAUAACAUUGAUUUAAUUUGAGCUUACCGAAGUUCAGUAUACUGUUUUACUUUUCGUUUAUUAUGUUUCUUACUGCUGCGAUAAUAUAUAAUGUGUACUCAUAUAUUUAUAUAUUAAAAGACAGAUUAUAUAUAGAUACAUCUAUACAAAUAUAUAAACCAUUUAUAAAUGGCCAAAUCAGAAUAUAUUUAUCGCUUUGAAACAUAACUAUCUAAGUAUGAUUAGUACUCACCAUUAUAUUCAUUUACCGAAUUUUAAGGAAGUAGUAACUUAAUCUCAUGUAAACGCCGUGUUAAAAUAAAUAAAUUGAUAAAAAUAAAUAUAAUAAAAAAAAAAACAAAAAAAAAAAACAUAAACGGUUAAAUAGUUGUCCGUAGCUAUUAUAAUAUUAUGUUCAUAGUUUUUAAUACUUCUAAUGCGCCAGUUCUAAGACGUUAAUUUUAUUGAAACAAAACUUUAUUUCACAUAUAUUUUAACGUGUCGAAUGUUUCUGUCUAAAGUAACAUGUGACGUAUGUUUUGGGAGGUUAUAUUGUAACUUUUUUUUUUUUUUAAACACUUAUGUUCCGUUUUGUCAACAAAACUCCGUUUCCGUGUAUACCGUAAAGAAGAACUCGAAUACCGGAUGUGGUGUUUGAAUAGACUAGUAUUCUUAUUAUUAUUAUUAUUGUAUUGUAUCUUGAUCAGUAUAAAAUUGUCUACUCAACACUGGCAAGUAUUAGUAGCUGUAAUAAUAAUCUAAAAAGAAAGGCUCUCUGCGAUGAGAGUCGUUCAAUUAUUGGAAAAUACCAUACAUACAAAUCUCGUAUCCGUUUCACCGUAUUGUAUUUUUAAUAAUAUUUGUAUAUAUGUUUUUUUUUUUUCAUUUCUUAUUUCUUCAAAAGGUAUUAAAAAUGGGCGUUACUUGUGACUAAAUAAUAUCGAAAGCGGUAUUGUGGCUGUAUUGUUAAAAAUAAUUAAACGAAGACUGAAGCGUAGGUAUAGUAUAUUUAAAGUAUUAAAUUUAGACAUCUACUGAUACAUCACACAAUAUUUCUUUUUUUUUUUUUCUUAUUGCUAAGCAUAAUAUUUUAUAUGUAUUACUUUCUUGUUAUUAGUUUGUAGCGAAGACGACUAAUGUCGCAACGGUAAUUCUUCGACAAUUAGUUACGGAUUUAUUAAUAGAUUAGUUUUUACGAGUAAUGUUUAAGUUGUAUUUGUCAAUGCCGUAGACAUUAUGAGAUUACAAAGUAACGUAUGUGUUCUUUUUUCUUAAUAUUUAUGUAAAAAUGUUGUUGAAACUUACAAUUUUACGAACGAAUUUGAAUUUUUUAUUUAAAGUUUUUUUUUUAUUUUUACAUUUGAGGAACGUAACUUGAUCGCGUAAUUAUAAAGUCGCAUCACAAUAUUUAUAAUCGUUUACUAAGUAGUUCAAACUGUCACAUUUGAUUGUAAUCAUUUUGAUUGUUUUAUUUGUAAUCUCACACUGUGUAUGAGUGUUUUUAAAUAGACAAAAAAAAA
Molecule: messenger RNA, 7009 nt
Organism: Bombyx mandarina (wild silkworm)
Lineage: Eukaryota; Metazoa; Arthropoda; Insecta; Lepidoptera; Bombycidae
Gene: ago
Product: F-box and WD-40 domain protein 7
Biological process (GO): proteasome-mediated ubiquitin-dependent protein catabolic process; ubiquitin recycling
Cellular component (GO): nucleus; cytoplasm
Molecular function (GO): ubiquitin binding
Source: RefSeq, a predicted model, not a curated record